This is a messenger RNA of Doryrhamphus excisus (bluestripe pipefish), 3850 nucleotides long. It is a transcript of the gene znf507, whose product is annotated as zinc finger protein 507. Gene Ontology annotation, biological process: positive regulation of transcription by RNA polymerase II. NCBI's taxonomy places the organism in Eukaryota, Metazoa, Chordata, Actinopteri, Syngnathiformes, Syngnathidae. The record is from RefSeq and is a predicted model, not a curated record. Gene Ontology annotation, cellular component: nucleus.
UGACCCAAACUCGAAGUCACGUGACCCAGGUUUCCAUCCUCGCCAUUUUGCAAUGUGGGGACACAGAAGCCGCGCUGUGUCUUCGGAAUAAAAGAAGACGAGCUCUUGUAUGUAUCUUCACCGUCAUGGAAGACGUCAACAAUGUCGCUGUGCUCAUCACCACCACCGCCUCUUCCUCCUCCUCACCGCCAUCCCACAUCCAGCGAGCUGCGGAGGAGCAGGAGGCCGACCCUCCUCAGCGGUUCCCGCACAAACCAGCCGCCAACUCUCUCAUCCAGGUCAUCGAGAAGCUGAGUAAGAUCGUGGAGAAGCGACCGCAGCAGCGCCGCUGCACCCUGACAGGACAGAAGGUUCAGCACAGGGGAUGUGAGGGUGAGAGGGACAGCGUUGGAGAAGAAGGAGGUAGAGGAUCACCCUACAAGAAGGUCAGGAUGGACGUUGAGGCAGAUGAGGGUUUGGAUGGUGACCUCAACAACAACGAUGACGUGAACGCCACCGGGGUGGAGGAGGAGCAGAAGCAUACGUGCUACCAGUGCAGCUUGUGUCCCUACAUGUCGGCAACGCUGGCCCUCCUCAAGGAGCACCUGAAGCAGCACAACAAGCAGAACCAGGACCUCAUCCUCAUGUGCUCAGAGUGCCGCUUUAGCUCCCGAGACCAGGUGCAGCUGGAGGAGCACGUCAGGAUGCACCUGGACAGCACGCACGGCAAAGACUCGCCUGCGUGGGAUCCUCUUGGUGAGGACGGCGGCCUGGUUGGGUCGGAAGGCAACGCGAGCUCCCCCGAGCAGCAGCAGCAGCAGCAGAAGAAGAAGUGGUACAGCUACGAGGAGUACGGCCUCUACCGCUGCCUGAUCUGCAGCUACGUGUGCAGCCAGCAGCGCAUGCUCAAGACGCACGCCUGGAAGCACGCCGGCCUCCUCGACUGCUCCUACCCCGUCUUCGAAGAGGAAGAAGAGCCUCCCGCCAAGCGAGAGUCGGCGGCCGUCAACAACACGGCAUCCCAGAAGCAGGUGGUCCUCCUCUCGCCGGCCGCCCAGGACAAGAUCCUGCAGAAGCUCCCCACGGCCUUCAAGCUGCAGCUGUGCGUGCCUCUUCCAGCCGGCAGCAAGCAGGACCUUGUCAGUCCGCCUGGCGCCGCUAAAGGCGAGCGGGAGCACUACCCUGUGAAGGACGUGACCGGUGGCGAGCCCAUGAUGGAGGUGCAUGUGACCACUGAGACGGAAGAGGAGCUGUCCUCGGUGGCGGACAGCCUGCUGUCGUCAGCGCAGAAGAUCAUCAACAACGAUCCCAACAGCGUGGGACACAUGAACGUCAUCGUGGAGCGCCUGCCCUCGGCCGAGGAUUCCGUCAUGGCUGCCAAUCCGCUGCUGCUCGGCCCCGAUGUGGAAGACCAGUGCACCCUGGACGUUCCGGCAGAGGAACGGGAGAAGGAGGGCCAUAAUGGCGAGGAGGAGCUCGGCGCUGACAUCACGCCCUCCCUGGUUAGAAGUAAUUGCUCCCCGCCGGAUGAAAACGUACCUCCAGCCGGCCGCAAGAGGACCCACUCGGAGUCGCUCCGUCUUCACUCGCUGGCUGCCGAGGUCCUGAUCGCCAUGCCGAUGAGGACCGCCAUGCCGGCGAGGACCGCCGUGUCUACGAGCCAGAAAGCGGUGGCAGCAUCCACGGAUGGACCCGAGCCGUCAGAGGAAGAGACACCAGCAACCCUGCUGGACACCGACCUUCACUGCAAGGUCAAGGAGGCGGGACGCGGGGAUGGCGAGGAGGAAGGUCCAGCCGCGAAGGCCGGCAUCAGCUCGUCUCUGCUCACCGUCAUCGAAAGACUGCGGGAGCGCUCCGACCAGAACGCCUCCGAUGAGGACAUCUUGAAGGAGCUUCAGGACAACGCCCAGUUCCAUGCUGGCGCCGUGCUGACCGCCAAUGGAGCCCAGAGUUUUGUCUGCAGCGUUCCGGACGCUCUGGCGGCGCCGGCCGAUGGGGGGCUGGUGGACUACAUGCCUGGUAGCGAGCGGCCGUACCGCUGCCGCCUGUGCCGCUACAGCAGCGGCAACAAGGGCUACAUCAAGCAGCACCUACGCGUGCACCGCCAGCGCCAGCCCUACCAGUGUCCCAUCUGCGAGCACAUCGCCUCGGACAGCAAGGACCUGGAGAGUCACAUGAUCCACCACUGCAAGACCAGGAUGUACCGGUGCCAGCAGUGCCAGGACGCCUUCCACUACAAGAGCCAACUGAGAAGCCACGAGCGGGAGCAUCACAGCGUCGUCUGCGACACGUCGGCGCUCACAGCCGUGGUGGAAGCGGCCGGCGUGGUGGAAGACUGUGAGCAGGAGGUGGACGAAGAAUGUGCUUCUCAGAAGACCUUCAAGUGUGACGUGUGCGACUACACCAGCGCCACGUACGUCGGCGUGCGGAACCACCGGCGCAUCCACAACUCGGACAAACCUUAUCGGUGCUGCAGCUGCGACUUUGCCACCACCAACAUGAACAACCUGAAGAGCCACAUGAGGAGACACCCUCAGGAGCAGCAGGCGGUGCAGCUGCUGGAGCAGUACAGGUGCUCGCUGUGCGGCUACGUGUGCAGCCACCCGCCCUCCCUCAAGUCGCACAUGUGGAAGCACGCCGGAGACCAGAACUACAACUACGAGCAGGUCAACAAGGCCAUCAACGAGGCCAUCUCACAGAGCAGCCGAGCUCCUGUCAAAGUGUCCUCGCAGGCCGACGCCAACCAGGCCGACGCCAACCAGGCCGACGCCCACCAGGCCGACCCCCAGAACCUGCAAAGAAAGGUGGAGGUGCAGUCCCGCCCCGGCAUGGAAUACUGCGUUCUUCUCUUCUGCUGCUGCAUCUGCGGCUUUGAGUCCACCAGCAAGGAACGUCUGCUGGAGCACAUGAAGGAGCACGAGGGCGACCUGAUCAGCAUCAUCCUCAGCAAGGAGCAGCAAGCGCCCCCGCCCCCAUAAACGACUCAAGUCCUCCUUCUCUUUUACCUCAAACCACAUGGAAGCUCACGGUCCGGCUACGUAGUGCUCGGGAACGUCCUUCAAUCAACAGGAUAGGAAUCCGCUACCGUACCUCCGCCAAGGCAGCACCUUCAGCAUCUUUCCAUCCUCUCACUACAUUCACUGGACCAUGCCAUGCCCAGUGGCGUGCAUGGUGGACGUCCACAAGCGUUUGUUUCCUUUUCUGUUGCCUCAGCCUGCUAGCUAGUAGAACAAGUUCCCUGGCGGAGGUACAAGCUGUUUCCUCUGAUCCAAGUUCAUACCUCAAGCAACCAAACAAGCCCUCAUCCUCCAACGUGUGAGCAGCGCAAGCAAGGCAGCUCUUUUCUAGCAGCUACUGUAAUAUUUGCUGUAUUAAUAUUUGCUGUAUUAAUAUUUGCUGUAUUUAAUAACGCCUUUAUUUAUCCCACGCAUCUGCAGACUGGUGGAUGUUUGUUGUUGUUGUUACGCUUUCUUUCUUUCUUUCUUUGUAGGACUCAAGUUGGGAACGGGAUGCCAACAGAGGGAAUGCAUUUUUUAUUCCGUGCUCAUUUCCUGGAACGGUGCCUAAGCGGGAAUGUGUAGAGUGUCAAGUUCCUUUCUUUUAUAGCCCGACAUCUACCUUCUAUUUUUAUAUCAUCUUUUUGCUGGGUCUUUUUAAAAGACGCCUCCCAGCGUAAAACAGACGGCGGUGCCAGAUGAUGCUCAAUAAAAGCUGUCAAGCUGCACAAAAACAUCAAUGUGUUGUUUUUCCAGGAAGUGAUGGUCCGUCGGCGCGCAGCUUCCACGCUGACGCAAACACACGCUCUGCUUUUCAAAGCCAAUCCCUUGACUGCAGCAGACAGAAAAGACCAUCAUGCUGCUUCUUUACUUUC